AGUAGUAGGGUGUACAAUCACUAGUUUACUUCAGUUUUUGUUGAGUUUAGGGUAAAUGGAGUCAAUGCCAAAUGUAAGGUUUAUGUUGGGGAGACAGUCGUCAAUGGCGACUGAUCGGGUUUCGGGUUCGGAUUCGGAUUCGGAACAUGAAGAGGUUAAUAGGGCGGAGGCGAUUGAUCCCAGGUUAAGGUUGAUGUUUUUUUCGAGCGAAGGUGAUUUGGAAGGGAUCAAGGAGCUUUUGACUUCAGGAACUGAUGUAAACUUUAAAGAUAUUGAUAAUCGGACGGCGUUGCAUGUGGCGGCUUGCCAAGGGUUUAGCAAUGUUGCUGAGUUGCUGCUAGAACGAGGUGCAGAGGUUGAUCCCAGAGAUCGGUGGGGUAGCACGCCUCUUGCAGAUGCAAUCUAUUAUAAGAACCAUGAUGUUGUCAAACUUUUGGAGAAACAUGGUGCCAAACCUCUGAUGGCUCCAAUGCAUGUACAAAAUGCCCGUGAAGUCCCAGAAUAUGAAAUUGAGCCAAAAGAAUUUGAUUUCACAAAUAGCAUCGAUAUCACCAAGGGAACCUUUAUCAUGGCUUCUUGGCGUGGAACACAAGUUGCAGUUAAGAAGCUCGGAGAUGAAGUUUUUACUGAUGAAGAGAAAGUGAGGGCUUUUAGGGAUGAGCUUGAGUUGCUUCAAAAAGUACGACACCCAAAUGUGGUUCAAUUCCUAGGUGCUGUAACUCAGAGUAGUCCGAUGAUGAUUGUGACCGAAUACUUGCCAAAGGGUGAUCUUCGUGCCCUUUUAAAGAGAAAAGGGGCACUGAAGCCGGCAACAGCUCUGAGAUUUGCGAGAGAUAUCGCAAGGGGAAUGAACUACUUGCACGAGAAUAAGCCGGAGCCCAUUAUUCACAUGGAUCUUGAGCCUUCAAAUAUUUUGCUGGAUGAUUCUGGACAUCUCAAAGUUGCAGACUUUGGAAUCAGCAAACUUCUGAAAGGCACGGGAAAAGUCAAACAGGAAAAACUCAUGACCUGUCAAGAUACUGCAUGUCGAUAUUUUGCUCCAGAGGUCUUCAGAAAUGAAGACUAUGAUACCAAAGUGGAUGUUUUCUCAUUUGCUUUAAUUUUACAAGAGAUGAUUGAAGGCUGCCUACCAUUUUCUGCAAAGCGUGAAAAUGAUGUUCCUAAAGCAUAUGCUGCAAAAGAGCGACCUCCUUUUAAUGCCCCAUCAAAGAAAUAUGCACAUGGUCUUAAAGAGUUGAUUAUAGAGUGUUGGCAUGAAAAUCCAGCCAGGAGACCAACAUUCAGGCAGAUAAUCCCUCGGUUGGAAUCAAUCCACAGUUCCUUAAAUCAUAAGUGGCGUUGGAAGGUUCGACCAUUGAAGUGCUUUCAGAAAAUGGGGUCGUGGAACAGUGAAGGUUCCGGUACAAGUAGCCGUGACCGUUCAUCUGGCAUCUAGACAAAAAUGCAAUUCUGUUUCUUUACAUGGUUUUAUUCGUGUUUUGCUUUCACUGCGUAUGAAAACCUUAUCUUGUCACCCUUCACUUGUAUUCUCUAUUCAAAAAUUCUCUUGCUAAUGGC
Molecule: messenger RNA, 1557 nt
Organism: Cynara cardunculus var. scolymus (artichoke)
Lineage: Eukaryota; Viridiplantae; Streptophyta; Magnoliopsida; Asterales; Asteraceae
Product: integrin-linked protein kinase 1-like
Exons: 12
Coding region: 56-1435 (459 amino acids)
Biological process (GO): protein phosphorylation
Molecular function (GO): ATP binding; protein kinase activity; protein binding
Source: RefSeq, a predicted model, not a curated record